UAUGGAAAUCCUUCUGGACUCAAUGAAUGGAUUUAGGACGUCCUGGUCGAGACUAGCUAGUCAUAUUUGUUUACCACUCGAGUAUGGUGAGCGAUAAGCGCUAAUCACGAAUCGAUGUUGAACCUUCCGAUUUCGAAGUUUUCUUGUCCGAUAUCCCAUUGAUUCAACGUCUUCACAUCAUGUCGGUCCCUCCUAAGUACGCAGGCCUUAAGCUCCCCCGGGGAACCCCGCAGGAGACACAGCAUACACUCGAAAUAUUCCUGGAUUAUGUGUGCCCGUUCUCUGCUAAGAUGUUCAACACAUUCUAUGCCGGGGGUCCCACGGUGGCCCAGCAGUAUAGCUCACGGCUUCAAGUAAUCUUCCGGCAGCAGAUACAGCCCUGGCACCCAUCGUCCACCCUCACCCACGAAGCAGGUGCAGCUGUCCUUCAAUUGGCCCCGGAGAAAUUCUGGGAGUUCAGUGCGGCCCUGUUCAAGCACCAGAAGGAGUUCUUCGAUGUGAAUGUGGUAAAUGAAACACGCAACAAAACCUAUGAGCGCUUGGCCAAGAUUGCAGGAUCGGUCGGAGUAGACGAGCAAAAGGUCCUCGCCCUACUGGUGAUCCCGGAAACCCCUGCUAGCCCGGGUGCAUUGAACGUGGGAAACCAGGUGACCAACGACAUCAAAUGGAUGACCAAGGCAAAUCGAGUGAUUGGAGUCCAUGUGACGCCGACCGUCUUUUUCAAUGGGGUGGAAGAGCGUGGAAUCAGCAGUAGCUUCACGGAGGCUCAAUGGGGUGAAUGGCUGGCAAAGAAUGUGGUCUGAAGAUCAGGGACAUCGAUAAGGGCGCAUGGAUGAUACGCUAGGGUUCAAUUGUGGCGCGUACUUGGGGGAGUCUGGACCGAACUGGCUCCAAGGCAGGCGAAGGGAGUGGAAAAAUAUCGAAUUCAUAUCUCAUUCCAGAACUUCCAUUACGAAGCUGCUGUGGACCCUAGUGAACACACUGGGGAAAUGUAUCCUUGCGGUAGAGGGAAAGAAAGGAGAGGAAAUGAAAAAAAGAAAAGAAAAACCGACCACGGUUAUGUCUCGCUGAGGAACGGGGAAAGAACGGAAAAAGCCCAAAUGUAGCACCACCACUUCUUCACGAGUAUCGCCAGUAUGUUACGCCGAUGGAUCUGGAGAGUUCACAGAGG
This is a messenger RNA of Penicillium brasilianum, 1171 nucleotides long. NCBI's taxonomy places the organism in Eukaryota, Fungi, Ascomycota, Eurotiomycetes, Eurotiales, Aspergillaceae. The record is from the annotation of a GenBank genome assembly.